UCCAAAGUUCCGCCUCUCGUUGCCGGACCUCUCGACUUCAGACGACGUCAACUCUCGGCACAGAGCCGACAGAAUCUGUGCGGGCCGUGCUGUGUUGCAAGACGGCUUCACCAAAGCGCGAGGGAAAAGACACUCUUCCACGCACACGAACACAGACAAUGGCGGCGGGACACGGCCUCUUCUUCUUCAUUCCCGGCAACCCAGGACUCGUCGAUUACUACACCGACUUCUUCGAUGCGCUAAAGGCCCGCAUCGGCUGGGCCGACGGCCACAUUCACGUCCACGGCCGCGAUCUCUUUGGGUUUAGAGAUGACAGCCACGAGCCGUUCAGCAAAGACAGUCCGCCGUAUGAUGUGGAACAUCAGAUUGAGCUUGUUUUUGACCAUUUGGCAUCAUUGCGGCGGACAGACUCUUCUCGCAAUGCGCCGGGCAAGAAAGGCGAGCCAUAUGACUUUGUCGUGAUCGCAGGCCAUUCGGUCGGUAGCUACAUCGCCCUUGAGAUUUUCCACCGGCACCUUAAGGAUCCCUCGCGCGCGCCCCAUCUCAAACUUCUCACGGGCAUGCUGCUCUUCCCAACGGUCACACAUAUUUCCAAAUCGCCGAGCGGAAAGCAAAUGGAACUCAUUCGUACGACACCAUUCCUCAACAAUACCGCACACGUGAUCGCCCAAAAGUUUUUGAACCUCUGGCCGGCGGUAGCGCUUCGGUGGUUCGUUGGCAAUGUCCUAGGCAUGGGUCCCAAAGCAGCAGAUGUCACGACCAGUUUCUUGAAGAGUCGGGACGGAGUAUGGCAAGCCAUUCACAUGGGCAAAGAUGAGAUGAAAGUUAUUACCGAGGAGAAGUGGGAUAAGGAACUCUGGGAGGUUGAAGAGGACGAUGUGGGGAACGGCAAGCGCGCUGCGCCUAGAUUCUUCUUCUUUUUCGCGAAAAGGGACCACUGGGUUGGAGACCAUUUCCGAGACCACUUCAUCAGGGCCCGAGAGAAGCACAUCGAAAACGGUUGGGCGAGGGUUGAGAUUGACGACACGGGACUUCCUCACGCUUUUUGCACUACGGAAAAGAACAGCGAGAUGAUCGCCGCCAAAGUCGCCGAAUGGUUGAAAGAGGUAUGGGACGGCUUGGCUCAGCCAACAGCAUGAUUAUGCGGUGAGUGUAUCCUUUCAUCAUGAUUGCGUGAAACAGGGUUUUUGAGUGUAUGAUAUUAAACAAUAGACAAUAAUUGUAUUCCAAAAAUUCCAACGCUUCUGAUCUUACAUCAAGUAACUGGAAUGGGAGAAGCGGAAUUCCAGCAGAUACCUGCCUUUUCCCUCGCCUGAGGUAACCGAAAAUAUUUGCCCUCUGGUGUGUUGGGGCAUGUCCGGAUUUUGCUAUCAACUCUAGACCAUGAAGUUGCCUUGAUGACACCGCCAAUAAUCUGGGAAAAGUCUACAAUACCACGCCUCACUGGUUCUGUUGAAGAACUCAGGAGGGCAUUGGCCUUCCGAUCUGCAUACUCUGGACGCUCGCAGUCUAACAACUCGUCAGCGCCUAACUGAUAUCGAGGAUUCCAUUAGAU
Messenger RNA from Colletotrichum scovillei, 1555 nucleotides. Its product is annotated as major facilitator superfamily transporter. Gene Ontology annotation, biological process: lipid storage. Gene Ontology annotation, cellular component: lipid droplet. The coding region runs from base 159 to 1139 and encodes 326 amino acids. Gene Ontology annotation, molecular function: lipase activity. The transcript has a single exon. NCBI's taxonomy places the organism in Eukaryota, Fungi, Ascomycota, Sordariomycetes, Glomerellales, Glomerellaceae. The record is from RefSeq and is a predicted model, not a curated record.